Messenger RNA from Mauremys reevesii (Reeves's turtle), 2601 nucleotides. It is a transcript of the gene PTGER2, whose product is annotated as prostaglandin E receptor 2. The record is from RefSeq and is a predicted model, not a curated record. Gene Ontology annotation, cellular component: plasma membrane. Lineage: Eukaryota; Metazoa; Chordata; Testudines; Geoemydidae. Gene Ontology annotation, biological process: positive regulation of cytosolic calcium ion concentration; inflammatory response; cellular response to prostaglandin E stimulus. The coding region runs from base 94 to 1173 and encodes 359 amino acids. Gene Ontology annotation, molecular function: prostaglandin E receptor activity. The transcript is spliced from 2 exons.
GCGGGCGCCUCUGGCUGCGCGCCGGGGGAGCCCGGUGCGCCUCUGCCUGGUGCUGCGCUCACGUCCCAGUGCCGGGCAGCGGGCGGGCGGAACAUGAGCGGGGACGGCUCUGCCCAGCGCUGCGACCACCAGCAGCCGCUGCCGGCGGAGGAGAGCCCGGCCAUCAGCGCCGUCAUGUUCUCGGCCGGGCUGCUGGGCAACCUGACGGCGCUGGCGCUGCUGGCCCGGCACCGGCUGGGACGGCGCGGCCGGCCGCUCUCCCUCUUCCACGUGCUGGUGACCGUCCUGGUGCUCACCGACCUGCUGGGCACCUGCCUGGUCAGCCCCGUGGUGCUGGCCUCCUACGGCCGCAACCGCACGCUGCUGGCGCUGGCCGAGGGCGGGCGGCUCUGCCUCUACUUCGCCUUCGCCAUGAGCUUCUUCGGCCUGGCCACCAUGCUGGUGCUGUUCGCCAUGGCGCUGGAGCGCUGCCUGGCCCUGGGCCGGCCCUACCUCUACGAGCGCUUCCUCCGCCGCCGCUCGGCGCUGCCGCUGGCCCUGCCGGCCCUCUACGCCCUGGCCGCCGCCUUCUGCGCCCUGCCGCUGCUGGGCUUCGGCCGCUACGUGCAGUACUGCCCGGGCACCUGGUGCUUCAUCCAGAUGCGCCUAGGGCGCGCCGCGCAGGAGGCCCCCGGCGCCUGGGAGGACGCCUACUCGCUGCUCUACGCCACGCUGCUGCUGCUGCUCAUCCUGGCCGUGCUGCUCUGCAACCUGAGCGUCAUCCGCAACCUGGUGGGCAUGCACCGCCGCGGGCAGACCUCCCGCCGCCUGGCCUCGCUGGAGCAGCCCGCCGGGCGCCGCAGGCUCUCCAUGUCCGAGGAGGUGGAUCACCUCAUCCUGCUGGCCAUCAUGACCAUCACCUUCAUCGUCUGCUCCCUGCCCUUCACGAUUCGUGCCUAUAUGAACAAGUUUAUGCAAAACGAAGACUAUAAGAAGGACCUUCUAGCGCUGAGGUUCUUAGCAAUUAAUCCAAUUAUUGACCCGUGGGUGUUUGUCAUCCUUAGACCUUCGGUUCUGAGGGUAAUCCGUUCUGUACUGUGCUGUCGGAUAUCCCUAAAGACCCAAGCGAACAUGCAGACGACUCCUGCUGCAGAGUCAAAAUCUAAUAAGCAGAUUGACCUUUGCGGGCAGUAGUCCCAGCAGCUUUCAGUGGAAACAUCUGGAAGAUCAUGCUGAAAUGACUCCUCAGAGUAAUGAACAAACUUAGACGUAUAAACACGAUGGGAAGCUGUGCUUUUUCGGUUAAUAAACAAAUAGAUUUACUGUCCAAUGGAUUGAGCUGCAGUCUGGCUGACAAGACACGGCAGGAUUUGUCAAAAAGCACAAGGGGAGUCCAUUUAAAGUGAGUAUUUUCUAUUUAUGGGACGGCAUCCUCAAGGUUAAUCAAUAACUGGAUUUCUGUUGCCACUAGACAGGCACUUUCACGUUGAACUAAAGACUCUAGUGCGUUUGAAACGCUAAGAAGCUAGUGGCUAUUUACUGUAAGUCUCGGAGACAAACGUUUUCUCUGACACUGCCUUGUGGUACAGUUUGGUGGGGAGACACAGAAGAGUUAAUCAUAUAGCUUUGGCUUAUUGGUUUGUUGCGAAACCCACCGAGUCCUUAUCAGCUUAAUGGAGGCUUAACUAGCCAUUUAUCUAACUACUGAAACUGAAGGCUUUAGACCCACCCCGUGUAUUUCUGUCUCGGAGAUAUCUGCAUUGCCAUGUGCCCUCGUAUAACUACAGCCCUGCCCUGGGGUGCAGGGGAGGGCAGGACGGCUAAAGCAAGCGCCGCUUCUUGUCCAAGCGCCCUACAGCUAGGGGGAGAAAAGCCAGCUGGGAUCCCGUCUUGGGGCCAGAGCUGUUAGGAGGGGCAGAAGCAGGGUCACAGCUCUCUGCUCCAGAAUCCUGAUUUCUCGAGCAUGGGGGGGGUCAUGCUUAAUGGUGGGCAAAUGUCCGGUGUUGGAGCACUCAGCCCCUCCCCCCCACCUCCUCAACAACCUCUUGGAUCAAAGGGCUUUGCUUUGGGCUGCAACCAGAUGCCCAUCCUCCACCUGUUUGGGCUGGUAGGAUAAGGAGCCGAACGUGCAUCUAAGCAUGCGGCCGGUGCAUCCGCUGGGGUGCGGCCUGCUGCCCGUCAGUGCUGGGAGAGGUGGCUGCUUGUGCAGAAGGAAGGAGGCGUCCCAUGCCUUCUCUCUAGGGGUUUUCAAGGGGCCCCAACACCUUUGUAUUGAAGUGCCUCUUCCCAUGCAAGCCUGAUACAGCCCUGUGCACGACAGGUCUUUGCAGCCCCUGCUCAUAGGCAUUUACCAUAGAAGGACGGGGAAGAAAUACCAUGCAAGACACUCAUGUAAUCAUCACAUCUCAUGCUAGGUAAAGCUGUGAGAAUGACGACGGGAAGGCUUAAAUAUCAGGGGGAAAUAUUUCACAAGAUAGAGACCUUCUAAUAGACUGGCUGCUCCAGAGUGGCUGUCCUCACUGUUUCAGAGUGGUAGCCGUGUUAGUCUGUAUCAGCAAAAAGAACGAGGCGUCCUUGUGGCACCUUAGAGCGGAAGAUCACCGAUGGGUUGUAGUUUUCUCA